ACUCACCAGCCCGCCAAGAUGGCGAUGCAAGCGGCCAAGAGGGCGAACAUUCGACUUCCUCCUGAAGUAAAUCGGAUUUUGUAUAUAAGAAACUUGCCAUACAAAAUCACAGCUGAAGAAAUGUAUGACAUCUCUGGAAAAUAUGGACCUAUUCGUCAAAUCAGAGUAGGGAACACACCUGAAACUAGAGCAACAGCUUAUGUGGUCUACGAAGACAUCUUUGAUGCCAAGAAUGCUUGUGACCACUUGUCAGGAUUCAGUGUUUGUAACAGAUACCUCAUGGUGUUAUACUGCAAUGUUAACAGGGCAUUUCAGAAGAUGGACACAAAGAAGAAGGAAAAACAGUUGAAGCUACUCAAGGAAAAAUAAGGCAUCAAGACAGAGCCACCAAAGUGAGCGUCGUCUGUGUUUUCCCUUUGGACUAAUGCCCAUGAAUCACCACCACUACCCAUUCCUGUUUUUUUUAGUCAAUACUGAAUA
This is a messenger RNA of Erinaceus europaeus (western European hedgehog), 480 nucleotides long. RefSeq names its product splicing factor 3B subunit 6-like. NCBI's taxonomy places the organism in Eukaryota, Metazoa, Chordata, Mammalia, Eulipotyphla, Erinaceidae. The record is from RefSeq and is a predicted model, not a curated record. Gene Ontology annotation, molecular function: RNA binding. The transcript has a single exon. Bases 19 to 369 code for a protein of 116 amino acids.